Monodelphis domestica (gray short-tailed opossum) is the source of this 4549-nucleotide messenger RNA. It is a transcript of the gene TGFBR2, whose product is annotated as transforming growth factor beta receptor 2. Gene Ontology annotation, molecular function: transforming growth factor beta receptor activity, type II; metal ion binding; ATP binding. The record is from RefSeq and is a predicted model, not a curated record. Lineage: Eukaryota; Metazoa; Chordata; Mammalia; Didelphimorphia; Didelphidae. Gene Ontology annotation, biological process: cell surface receptor protein serine/threonine kinase signaling pathway; cellular response to growth factor stimulus; heart development. Gene Ontology annotation, cellular component: signaling receptor complex; plasma membrane.
UGGAGGGAUUGACGCCCAGGCAGGCGAGGGCUAAAAGCAGAGGAGAGCGAGGAGGAGCUGCUGGGAGCCAGCAAGAGAGCGAGCGCAGCGGCAGGGGGAGAGAGAGAGAGAGAGAGAGAGAGAGAGCGCGAGCGAGCGAGGUCCUGCCCAGCUGUUUGCGAAGAUUUCCUGUUUCCCCUCCAGGCCGGCCCGAGUAGAGAAGUUGAGUGAGUCACACGCACGCACACAGCCACACACUCACUCUCGCACACACUCACUCCUACACACACACACGCGGGCAGAGCCGAGCCCCACAGCCAGCUUGGGGGCCCCUAGCUCCGCCAGCCGCCCGAACGCCACAUCUGGCCUGCACAUCUGCCCGGGCUGGGAGAGCGGGAGCGCGCGCGCCCGGGGCCGAGCGGGGCAGAGCCAGAGCCAGAGCCAGAGGCGGCCCGGCCGGUCCCUUGGGCUCCCCCUCCUCCACCCGUCUUCUUCUUCUUCCUCGUCCUCCUCCUCGCCAGCCCCGGCUGCUGCCCCGCUCUAUGCGGAGACCGAGCAGGCUGGGCCAUGAGUCGGGCUCUCCUGUGGAGCCCGGGGCUACUGCUCCUCUUCCUGUGGACGCGCAAUGCCAGCACCAUCCCUCCCCACGUCCAGAAGAUCGUUGAUGGAGUUCCAGUCACGGAGGAAAAUGGUGCCAUCAAGUCUUCACUCCUUUGCAAGUUUUGUGAUAUCCAACCCUCCAACUGCACCAAUGAUAGGAGCUGCCCAAGUUACUGUGGCAUCACAUCAAUCUGUGAAAAGGCACACGAAAUCUGCGUAGCUGUGUGGAGGAAGAAUGAUAAAAAUAUUACCAUAGAAACACUCUGUCAUGAUCCUAGCCUUGAGGUCCAUGGUUUUCCCCUGGAGGAUUCUAAUUCUGAUAAAUGCAUAAUGCGGGAAAAAAAGGUCCCUGGUGAGACCUUCUUCAUGUGUUCCUGUAGGAAGGAGGAAUGCAAUGACAUCUUGUUCUUCUCAGAAGAUGUCCUUGACAAUUUCGACCUCAUGGCCAUCAUCUUCAAAGUGACUGUCAUCAGCCUCCUUCCCCCACUGGGCAUCGCCAUUGCCGUGAUCAUCAUCUUCUACUGUUACCGAGUCCACCGCCGGAGAAAGCUGAGCACCGCCUGGGAGACGAGCAAGCCGGGGAAGCCGGACUACAGCGAGGGCUGUGCCAUGAUGUUGGAUGACGACCGCUCGGACAUCAGCUCCACGUGCGCCAACAACCUCAACCACAACACCGAGCUCCUGCCCAUCGAGCUGGACACGCUGGUGGGGAAGGGUCGCUUCGCUGAGGUCUACAAGGCCAAGCUGAAACAGAACACGUCCGAGCAGUUCGAGACGGUGGCCGUCAAGAUCUUCCCCUACGAGGAAUACGCCUCUUGGAAGACAGAGAAGGAAAUCUUCUCCGACAUCAACCUGAAACACGAGAACAUCCUCCAGUUCUUGACUGCGGAGGAGCGGAAGAUGGACCUGGGGAAGCAGUACUGGCUCAUCACUGCCUUCCACGCCAGGGGCAACCUGCAAGAGUAUCUCACUCGGCAUGUCAUCAGCUGGGAAGACCUGUGGAAGCUGGGCAGCUCCCUGGCCCGGGGCAUCGCCCAUCUCCAUAGCGACCACACGCCCUGCGGGAGACCCAAAACGGCCAUCGUGCACCGAGACCUGAAGAGCUCCAACAUCCUGGUGAAGAACGACCUGACCUGCUGCCUCUGCGACUUUGGGCUCUCCCUGAGGUUGGACCCGACCCUCUCUGUGGAUGACUUGGCUAACAGCGGGCAGGUUGGGACAGCAAGAUAUAUGGCUCCCGAAGUUUUGGAAUCCAGAAUGAACUUGGAGAAUAUGGAGUCUUUCAAGCAAACAGAUGUAUAUUCCAUGGCCCUUGUUCUCUGGGAAAUGACAUCUCGCUGCAAUGAGAUAGGAGAGGUCAAGGAAUAUGAGCCGCCAUUUGGUUCCAAGGUGAGAGAGCACCCCUGCGUUGAAAGCAUGAAGGACAACGUGCUUAGAGACCGAGGACGGCCCGAGAUCCCAAACACUUGGCUCAGUCACCGAGGUAUCCAGAUGGUCUGUGAGACUCUGGCUGAAUGCUGGGACCACGAUCCAGAGGCCCGACUGACCGCUCAGUGCGUGGCCGAGCGUUUCGACCAACUGGGGGACCUGGACCGGCUGUCGGGGAGAAGCUGUUCGGAGGAAAAGAUCCCUGAGGACUGUUCUCUGAGCCCCACCAAAUAACCUGGGGCUCAGCCUGCCGCCACGAGAGCCAGGACGCUGCCCUCCCCCGCCAGGGGCCGAGGGCAGGAAAAAGCCAUCCGAUAAGUGCCUUGACCGGCUUCCUGUGGAACCGAGGGGGUCCCGCACUCCCCUGAAGCCAGGGCUCCGGAGAGGAACUCUCUUUGGUGGGAACCAGCAGCUGGCGGGGAGUGGGUGACAUCAAGCAGUCUACACCUUGGACGGGGUCAUAGGAUAAGCUGUGUUAGCACUUCCUCAGGAAAUGAGAUUUCCCCCCCUUUCCUUACAAUAGCCAAUAACAAUUGCACUUUAUUAAUGCCUGUAUAUAACUAUGGAAUAGCUGUUUUAUAUAUAUAUUAAAAAUUAUAUCUAUAUCUAUAUCUAUAGUUCUAUCGACGGCCAUGCUCUGUAGAGACAUGGACAAGAGAAGCAUGCCGAGGAGGAACGAGGGACCAGAGGGCGCCCUCGAGCAGCAUUAGCUCCCCCCACGCCCACCCUCGGAACGUGGGGGGGCCUCCCUGUUUCCUCCUAAUGCCAUGUUUCACCAGGAUGCCAAAGCUCCCUCCCGGCCCAGAGCAGCCGCCAUUCACCCUUGUUCUUCCUUGUUUCGGGCUGGAUUUCUACAGCCGGUUUCCUGGGUUUCUGACUCCCGAUUCUGCAUUUGGGGGUCCCAUUCCUUAAAGGAAGCCGGAGUCUCUUGCACCCAUCUCGGCAUUGGCCAGGAGCCCUUCAGAAACUGGAGCCCGCUGCGCUCACGGGCUACAGGAAAGCACGGAAAGGGACUCAUUUUCCCUCCAUGCCCCCACGAAAUCAGCCAAAGCCAGACAGAUGGUUUCCAUUUGCCUUACCUUCUCUGGGAUGGUUGUGCUUUUCUUUAUGAAGAAGUUAUCCCGAGUUUUACCCCUGGGCCCUCCCCUUCCCUUCCCUUCCCCCAAGCCCUAUCCUUUGGCCAAAUCUCUGCUCCCUCCCCCCACCAGACGGGCACCCCCAUACCCUGAACUCCGUUAUUCUCUGCAGAAACCAAUGACUUCCCUCUCUCCCUGCUCCCUGAAUGCACUUGGACACUUUGGCAUUAUGGAAAGGAGAUGCUAGACGAUAUUGGCGUAGGCCUUCUUCCCUGGACCUGACAGGAAAUAGAAGCCUGCUCUCGCCCUGAACUCGCCAACAAAUUCCCCUCUGUGAGCCCUGGUUUCUUUCUCCAGUUCAGGAUGGGAACAAGUAUGGUCCAGUGGGACGACUGCUGGCGCUCAAGUCAGAGGGUCUGGGUUCGUUCCCAGCCCUGCCAUUUUCUAUGCAUCAACUAAUCAUUUUGCCAGUCCAGAUCUCAGUUUAUUUUUUUUUUUGAAAGGGUUGGAUCAAAUGGCUUUUAAGGCCCCUUCCAAUUCAAAAUCUAUGAUCCCCCCCACCCAUAAUCCCUUCCACGAGUUAAAGACAGAGCUAAAUUCCCAACGGGGGAUGGGUGGGAGAAGAACACCCCCAAUCUUUUUUUUUUUGUCUGCUUCUUUAAGUGCCUUAUGGGAUCACCCACCAUCUCCCAGAGGCCUUUGCUACAAGCAUCAGUCAGCUCACAAAACAGGUCUUUCCAGAGCCAGCUCUAUCUGUAAGCAUCCAUAGUCUUUGUCCACAACAUGAGAGGCCUCGCUUGGUGGCCCCAAAGGAAACCUAUUUCUCCACAAAGAGCUUUUAAAAAAAAAAACUCAGGCAAAAAGGUUUGAUUGAAAAAUAUUUUUGGAGCUCCCUCUCGGCCUCCUUUGGCGUUGGGAAGCGCUCAGGAGAAAGGCUACAAAGGGACUUCUAUGUAUUUUGGGUUUGGGGCAUGUCAAGAGAAACUAAGGUAGGAGGUAGAGAAGGACGGUACCCACCUCAGGGCUGCAAUAUUGGGGAAGGGGAAGGGGGUCAGGGACCCCAAUCCCCACUGUCUGUCCUCAAAAAGCCAUUUUCACGUCUAGUUCCUUCUUCAAUGGUCUUCCCGGCAGGUAAUCAAGUACAUAAACUGGAAUGUCGUGUAACAUUAUACUGUGGCCUGUUUGUAUUCUCUCAUUCAAGGCAAAAGACUAAGGAAUACCGUCCUGUAUUUCUUGGAGAUACCAACUCCUUCUAUUGGGGGGGAACUACUACCCCGAAAGGGAAAUCUUUAUUCUUAUAUGGAAUAUUUCAACUGUACAUGACCUAUGAAAUAGGAAUGUGAAUUAUAUAUAUAUGCUUUUUUUAUCAGAUGUUUUAAGCACUUAUUUCCACUCUAAGCCGUGUUUUUUUUUUAAAGUAAAUCUAAUGUUUAUUAAGUCAAAUAAAGCAAUAAAGCUCAGGAAAA